AUGGCAAUGGAAGUAAUUUCUGGAAGAUCGUCUUCUUCUACUUUGAAUCCCAACGCUCCGAUGUUCGUUCCCUUGGCUUAUCGGACGGUGGAAGACUUCUCCGACGAGUGGUGGGUCCUCGUUCAGUCCAAUCCUUGGUUCCAAGACUACUGGCUCCAGGAGCGCUUCUGUGAUCCACAAACUGAGUCUUCCUUCCUUGAUAUUUACGAUCCCGACCUCUCUGAAUUCGAUGCCCUAUUCGAUUACGAAGAUGAGAAAGUAGAGGGUGAUGCAGAUACUACGACGGACUUGAUCAGUUUGGGAGCAGGGAAAUGGCGGAAGGGCCGUGCUCCGGUGGAAGCUCCGAGGUACAUCGAGAAAGCACCGAAGUUUGUGAAGCCGAAAAUGAGUCCAAGGACGAUUCAACAGCCGAGGUAGAUUCGAGUCAAUGUUCGACUCAGUGAGUUCGGUCGCGAUUUCCUAACUUAUCUGCAGUUUUUCUUUUUUUCUUUUCGUAAUGUAAAUCUUUCUUGUACAGAGUAAUGACUUUAGUAGUUGGUACUCGUCGUAGUCCUAGUUUUUAAUUUUACGACCGUUCUUGUAAUUGCGACCUUUUAUUGUGGAAUAAAUAGAAAAACAAAUUUACAGAGUAAGAAAAA
Molecule: messenger RNA, 638 nt
Organism: Cannabis sativa
Lineage: Eukaryota; Viridiplantae; Streptophyta; Magnoliopsida; Rosales; Cannabaceae
Product: protein EARLY RESPONSIVE TO DEHYDRATION 15
Exons: 2
Coding region: 1-417 (138 amino acids)
Source: RefSeq, a predicted model, not a curated record